AACUCCUCAUGUUUUGAGGGAAUUCCUAACGCAUGUAUUCCAACCUCUCAUCCAUCGUCCUGGUAGCCUGGCUGGCUCGCCUAGCCAUGGCCCAAACCUCCGAGGAGCACCCCUUGCUACUGACCUGGAAAUGUACUACCUCAGGAGGCUGCGUGCAACAGAACACUUCCAUCGUGCUUGACAAGGACUCCAAAUAUGCCAAAAGUACCGCAGGCUCGAGAACGGCAGCCGACUACGCUGCCAUGGGAGUUUCUACCUCAGGGAACGCCCUGACCCUGGCUCACUACGUCAAAUCGGGCAGCCAGCUCAAUCCCGCGUCUCCGCGCGUUUACCUCCUGGGUGACGACGGCAAAUAUGUUAUGAUGAAGCUUCUCGGCCAGGAACUCUCUGUAGAUGUUGACUACUCAGACGUGCCUUGCGGGGAGAACGGCGCUUUUUAUCUAUCAGAGAUGGCAGCCGACGGCAAGGGUAACGCUGCAGCCGGAACCGGCUACUGCGACGCGCAGUGCCAGGGCUACUGCUGCAAUGAGAUGGACGUGCUCGAGGCCAACUCCAGGGCAACAGCUAUGACAGGCCACCCAUGCAAUGGCAACAAUUGCGACAAAGGUGGCUGCGCAUACAACCCAUACCAGAGCGGGCAGCGCAACUUUUGGGGACCUGGCCAGACAGUCGAUACGUCGAAGCCUUUCACGGUCAUUACGCAAUUCCAAGCCAGCGGUGGUAGGCUGUCGUCCAUCACGCGCAAAUAUGUCCAGAACGGGCGACAGAUUACCAGCGGUUCGAUUUCCAACUGUGGCUCCGAAGGGUCGACUGGUGGUCUAGCCGGCAUGGGCGCGGCUCUUGGGCGCGGGAUGGUGCUGGCAAUCAGCAUCUGGAACGAUGCUACACAGCAAAUGUCCUGGCUUGACUCUGGUAACAAUGGGCCUUGCCGCAGCGGAGAGGGAAGUCCAUCCAACAUCCAGGCUCAGCACCCUGGCACUCACGUCGUCUAUUCUAACAUAAAAUGGGGCGACAUCGGAUCUACCACCAGAGGAUAG
Molecule: messenger RNA, 1037 nt
Organism: Lindgomyces ingoldianus
Lineage: Eukaryota; Fungi; Ascomycota; Dothideomycetes; Pleosporales; Lindgomycetaceae
Product: glycoside hydrolase family 7 protein
Exons: 2
Coding region: 33-1037 (334 amino acids)
Biological process (GO): carbohydrate metabolic process
Molecular function (GO): hydrolase activity, hydrolyzing O-glycosyl compounds
Source: RefSeq, a predicted model, not a curated record